AUGAUCAAUUCUCUGUGUGGAACCAUGGGGUCGCUCAAGAAUGAGAGCUCCUGCACCACCAAGAUCCACCCGCCAACCUCGCCGACGGACUCGUCUUCCCUCUCGCUCUCGGAGUCCAGGAAGACGCCUCCUCCUCCGUCUGAGAUGGAGCCCAGCAGCUUGACCACGCCGAGCCUCAGCUUCCCCUCGCUCAAGGCCCAGAUGGAAGAGGAAGCCGAAGUCCAGUCGCCCACCACCGCCCUCCUCGAGUCCUUCUUCUCCGACCAGAUCGACGGCGACUUCAUGAUCUCUUCCCCCGUCAGGGCUAACCACACCGCCCACAAUGGUACCAGCGCUAAUCUCCCGUCGCCUCGCAGUCCAAACUUCAGCUACAUCAACAGCUUGACCUAUGCCCACAACGUCCAAGGGCAGUCCCUCUCGUGGUACUCCCCGCCGCGGCUCUUCUCGUCCCCGCUCGGCCCGCUCCGUGGGAAGGGUAUGAGCCCUCUCCACAAGGUCUUCAAUUCGCCGAACAACAACAGUAGCAGCAGCAACAAUAAUAAUAGUAAUAACAACCACAAUAGCAGCAGCAACGAUAAUAACAAUAAUGAUAAUCAGUACAUGCAAGUCGGGAGCAACCUCGCUCUGCCCGCUAUCGAGGACUACUUGGAGGACUACCAGAAGGAUGAGUUCGGGGCAUAUCCCUCGCAGUUCGACGCCAGCCCGAUGCUGGAGUGCGUGUCGGUAGGACCGAGGUAUGGCGGGCCGAAGAGCGAGACGGUGGGGAGCAGGUCUCGGAUCACCCAGGAGAGUGAUGUGUACCAUCAGGUGAGCUGCGUGUCGAGCUCGCAGAUGCCACUGUCCCAGCAGCUGCGACAAGAGCACCUCCAUGAGAAGCGGCAACAGCAACAUACUGAUGAGUUGACGCAGCAGCAUCCAAACCUGACUGACACUUUGAUGAUGCCCAUCGCUACCGAACAGGAACAAGACAGUGGACUUCAACUUGUGCACCUCCUCCUCGCGUGUGCUGAAGCAGUGGCCAAGGAGGACUACAUGCUGGCCCGGAAGUACAUCCACCACCUCAACCGCAUUGUCUCGCCCAUCGGUGACUCCAUGCAACGGGUCGCCUCCUGCUUCACCGAAGCCCUGAGCGCUCGCCUCGCCGCCACCCUCGCCACUCGCCCCACCUCCUCCUCCGCGAAGCCCUUCUCCCCCCUUCCCCCAAACUCCCUCGAAAUCCUCAAGUACUACCAAAUCCUCUACCAGGCCUGCCCCUACAUAAAAUUCGCCCACUUCACCGCGAACCAGGCCAUCUUCGAGGCGAUCGAGUUCGAGGAGCGUGUCCACGUGAUUGACCUAGACAUCCACCAGGGCUACCAGUGGCCAGCCUUCAUGCAGGCCCUGGCCGCCCGGCCUGGCGGGGCCCCCUUCCUCCGGAUAACAGGAGUCGGCCCAGACAUCGAGGCCGUGUGCGAGACUGGCCGGUGCCUUACCGAGCUCGCCCACUCCCUCCACAUCCCCUUUGAGUUCCACCCGGUCGGCGAGCAGCUCGAGGACCUCAAGCCCCACAUGCUGAACCGGCGGGUUGGGGAGGCACUGGCCGUGAACUCCGUGAACCGCCUCCACAGAGUCCCCGGAAACUGCCUCGGGAGCUUGCUCUCCAUGAUCCGCGACCAGGCCCCGAACAUCGUGACCCUCGUCGAGCAGGAGGCGAGCCACAACGGGCCCUACUUCCUGGGUCGGUUCCUCGAGGCACUGCACUACUACUCGGCCAUCUUCGACUCGUUGGACGCCACGUUCCCGCCGGAGUCAGCACAGAGGGCGCAGGUGGAGCAGUACAUCUUCGCGCCGGAGAUCCGGAACGUGGUGGCGCACGAGGGGGCGGAGCGGACGGCGCGGCAUGAGCGGCUCGAGAAGUGGAGGAAGGUGAUGGAAGGGAAGGGGUUCAAGGGGGUGCCGCUGAGCGGGAACGCGGUGACUCAGUCGAGGAUUUUGCUGGGUCUGUACUCGAGCGACGGGUACCGGUUGACGGAGGACAAGGGCUGCUUGCUCUUGGGGUGGCAAGAUAGGGCCAUCAUCGGGGCCUCUGCAUGGCGAUGUUAA
Rhodamnia argentea is the source of this 2082-nucleotide messenger RNA. RefSeq names its product GRAS family protein RAM1-like. Gene Ontology annotation, molecular function: sequence-specific DNA binding; DNA-binding transcription factor activity. The transcript has 2 exons. NCBI's taxonomy places the organism in Eukaryota, Viridiplantae, Streptophyta, Magnoliopsida, Myrtales, Myrtaceae. Gene Ontology annotation, cellular component: nucleus. The coding region runs from base 1 to 2082 and encodes 693 amino acids. The record is from RefSeq and is a predicted model, not a curated record. Gene Ontology annotation, biological process: regulation of DNA-templated transcription.